UCUCUGUGAACUGUGGCAGUAACGAUACUCGAAUUAUUCCCUCCCUGUUUUAUUUUUGUUUGGAAAUCGUGUCCCCACUCUUCGUGGGCUGCCUACACAGUCUUGCGGUGCUGUAUCCACUUACACUACCUGGCUCACUCGUUCGCCCUCGCCAUGCCCCGCAAGCCGCAAGACAACAACCCCGAUGGACUAGAAGGUUAUGUGCCGUACGAGAACCAUGGUGACCGGAAGACAAACCUCUACAGCAGACCAUGGCACAUCGCCAAAAUUGCUAUCCGCGGCUGCAACAUCGCCUUCAGUACCAUAGUCAUUGGUAUCACACUCAACAAGUUGGUAACUAUAGGAUAUUCGAGCCCCUACCUACUAUUGUUCAGUGGAAUCCCAGGUGUUGUCGCCAUCCUUUGGGAUGUGUCCGAGCUGAUCACCAUCUGCGCGAGGGGAGGCAGGAAAGGAAUCCACCCUGGCGCGCACGUUGGGCUGCACUUGAUCUUCUGUGUGGUCUUUGCGAUUGGGGUCGUAUGCGAGGCACUCUUCAGUGUCUAUAGUUUCCACUGGUCCGUUGCCACGCAGGAGUACGUCGCGUUAGCGUUCACCUGCCUAUUGCUGCUCAAUCACUUUAUUCUCUUUGUCAGAGCCUGCAUUGAAACCAGCCAGCGCAAUUCUAGUGCUCCUAUUUACAUGGUCCCCGCUAGCAUGACAACGCCGCAACAACAGCAUGACACACUUCAUGAGAAGGGUCAAAUAUCAGACCCUAACGUCCCAAAGGAGACAACCGCACCGUUAGGGUCAGAUGGAACGUACUACGGCCCUGGAAGCCUGGAUUGAGGGAUCAGUGGCUACUGAGGCGGACAUUUCGGUUAGGACGAACAAUAACGCGUCGGCAUGCGGAACUAACAUGUUAUGCCAAAGACGCCAGACGACGGCAUAACUUACCGUAACGGAAUAUCCAACGUAAUGAUAACAGCUUUCUUGGGGCUUCCCUCAUCAGCAUUGACUGUCUUGUCAUAUAUGCCUCGCUGGAUUCUUGUGAAGACGCAUGGCCUCCAUUUCCCGGGCUGUGACUGUUGAUCAUGUACUCUAGUCGAGUUCCUCAAUCACACACUUAGCUCAC
Colletotrichum navitas is the source of this 1111-nucleotide messenger RNA. RefSeq lists its product as uncharacterized. Lineage: Eukaryota; Fungi; Ascomycota; Sordariomycetes; Glomerellales; Glomerellaceae. The transcript has 3 exons. The record is from RefSeq and is a predicted model, not a curated record. The coding region runs from base 154 to 825 and encodes 223 amino acids.